Gossypium raimondii (Peruvian cotton) is the source of this 1731-nucleotide messenger RNA. RefSeq names its product G-box-binding factor 3. Lineage: Eukaryota; Viridiplantae; Streptophyta; Magnoliopsida; Malvales; Malvaceae. Gene Ontology annotation, biological process: regulation of DNA-templated transcription. The record is from RefSeq and is a predicted model, not a curated record. The coding region runs from base 224 to 1351 and encodes 375 amino acids. The transcript is spliced from 13 exons. Gene Ontology annotation, cellular component: nucleus. Gene Ontology annotation, molecular function: DNA-binding transcription factor activity; sequence-specific DNA binding.
UUGUUCACCCCAGCCAUAGCUAAAGCAAAUUAAAAAAAAAAAAAUUAAAAAAAAUCCUCUCAGCUUUUGUUCAGUUUUUGAGUAAAGAUUAAUGCAGUCUUUUUGACUAUUUUGUUGAAUUAUUCUUUCGCAGAGUGAAAGAUUUUCGGAUUUUUCAUAUUUUCAAGUUGAGAGAUAGUCAAACAAAGUUCUCAAAGUUAAGUUUCAGCUUUGGUGGUUGACCAUGGGUAGCAGCGAUGAAGGAAAGUCAUCUAAAUCUGACAAAUCAUCUUCACCGGCACCACCGGACCAGACCAAUAUUCAUGUCUAUCCCGAUUGGGCAGCCAUGCAGGCAUAUUACGGUCCUCGUGUUCCUAUGCCACCAUAUUAUAACUCAGCUGUGGCAUCUGGCCAUGCUCCUCCCCCCUAUAUGUGGGGGCCAACACAGGCUAUCAUGCCACCUUAUGGGACACCUUAUGCAACAAUAUACCCACAUGGGGGAGUUUAUGUGCAUCCUACGGUUCCUAUGGGAUCACAUGGUCAUGGUGUUCCAUCAUCACCUAAAGCAGCACCAGAAACACCUACAAAGUUCUCUGGGAAUACAAACGGAGGCUUAAUGAAGAAGCUGAAAGGAUUUGAUGGCCUUGCAAUGUCAAUAGGCAAUAGUACUGCUGAGAAUGCUGAAAGUGGGGCUGAACCCAGACCAUCUCAGAGUGCGGAGACUGAAGGUUCCACUGAUGAUAGUGAUGGGAAUACAACUGGGGCAGAUCAAACAAGAUGGAAAAGAAGCAGGGAGGGAACCCCAGCCAUUGCAGGUGUAGAAGGGAAUAAUGAGGCAAGGUCUAAACCAGUCGCUGCACGAGAGGCUACUGCAACCAUUUCUCCUAAACCAGUUGGAUCCGUACUUCCUUCUGGCAUGACCACAUCUUUGGAGCUUAGUAACCCUCCUGCCAAGUCCAGCCCUACAAAUGUACCUCGUGUAAUGACAUCUGAAAUCUGGUUGCAGAAUGAACGGGAGCUGAAACGGGAGAGGAGGAAACAGUCUAACAGAGAAUCUGCUCGAAGAUCAAGGUUGAGGAAGCAGGCCGAGACCGAAGAGCUUGCCCGAAAAGUUGAAUCCUUGACCGCAGAAAACACAACACUUAGAUCCGAAAUAAAUCAACUAACCGAAAAAUCCGAGAAACUAAGGCUAGAAAAUGCUACAUUAGUGGAGGGAUUGAAAAACGGUGAACUAGGAUAUGCAAAGGAUAUAAUUAUGAACAAGAAAGCAGACAAAGAGGGUGAAAUGUACGAGAAAAAGUCGAACUCCGGUGCCAAACUGCAUCAACUCUUUGAUCCGAGUCCGAGAGCUGAUGCUGUGGCUGCUUCAUGAACAAGGAGAAGAGGUAUUACCCAUUGCCUUAGUCACUUUAGACAUUAAAUUUGACAGACCUCGUAGCUUUGGCAUGUAAUUAUUACUACUAACAAUUAGCAGAGGGACUUGAUAGUGUUUGUUAGGAUUGAAACUCUGUUUUUUUUUUUUUUGAGUUUUCUUAUGGCUGAACUGAUUUAUGGUUUUUAUUUGAAAAUCAGAGUGAUGAGAAAGCUGAGAAUCAAGUAGUGUAUAUUAAGGAGAAAUUAGUGUUUAUCCUUUAGGAAAGGGUCUUGGAAACAGUGGAAUUAUGUAAAUCUCUUAUGGUUAUGCAAAUAUUUAAUGACGGUGCGAUGUGUGAUUUGUCAUUAAAUUAAGAUUUCAUUGGUCUAUUUGAAUAA